AUGUUGAAGAAUUUGAAAAAUCUGAAGGUUUUUAAUUUGUCUGUGACAAAUGGUGUUAUUCCAUUGGGCCUAAUAUCAAAUCUUCAACAAUUAAAAGUGUUUCGCUUUUCAAUCGAAAUUGUGGGAAGAAAUAAUGGCAAAGAAGAGAAAGAGUUCCUAGAGGAGUUGGGGUGCUUAUCAAACUUAGAGGAACUAUGGAUAGAAAUAGAAACUGAGAAUGGCCUCAACAAAUUACUUGAUUCAACCAAGUUACAAAAUUGUAUAUCUCGCCUUUGGAUUGGUAGCAAUGAUAACUUCCUACUAAUCAACAUGUCAUCGUUGUUGGCAACAAUGUUAAAAAUGGAGCAUUUGCAACUUUUGUACCUGGAUAGGGUGACUAAUAUUGUGGAGCAUUCUCUUGUGUUUGGUACCCAUUGUCUAUCCAUGCUUCAAAGGGUGACUAUUAGAGAAUGCCACUCAAUACAUUAUUUGACAUGGUUGAAGCAUGCUCCUCUCCUCAAUCGUCUUGAAAUUUCUAAUUGCACCUCAUUAGAAGAAGUGAUAAAGGGAGAAGGAUCAGAAGAAGAGAAAGCUAAUGUGGAUUCUAUAUUCUCUUCCCUUGUACUGCUGUCUUUAGAUGAUUUGCCAAAUCUUAAGAGCAUUCAUGAGAGAGUCCUGUCUUUCUCUUCCCUAGUAUCUAUUGAAGUGUAUGACUGUCCAAAUCUAAAGAGGUUACCGUUUGAUUCCAAUUCUGCCAAGGCUAAGUUGAGGCUUAUUAAUGGAGAACCAGAGUGGUGGGACAGCUUGGAAUGGGAUAAUCCAGCCAUUAAAACCACUUUCCAGUCAAGAUUUUUAGGGUUUGGAGCAUUAUUUUCUCAGAUGUAA
Messenger RNA from Prosopis cineraria, 864 nucleotides. RefSeq names its product disease resistance protein RPS5-like. Lineage: Eukaryota; Viridiplantae; Streptophyta; Magnoliopsida; Fabales; Fabaceae. The record is from RefSeq and is a predicted model, not a curated record. The transcript has a single exon. Bases 1 to 864 code for a protein of 287 amino acids.